AGUAGUACUUCGGUUCAAUUGAAACAUUUCAAACAGAAAAACAGCGACUCUAAUAAAAUUAGUUAGAGAGAGAGAAUGGAAGACUCACUCGAUAAAUUAGCUAGAAAGAUGAACAAUCGUAGUAUGGCACAAAGAAGCCAAAAGCAGGAAAUCUAUACUACAAGCAAGAAGGCAUGGUCUCAUUUUGCUCUACUUCUCAUCUUGUCACUCAAAGCUCAUCUCUCCACUGCAUCUGCAUCUGAUACCAUGUACCGAGGUCAGCCUCUAGCAUGGAACCAGACCCUUACUUCUAAAAGCGGAAUUUUCGAACUGGGUUUCUUCACACCUGGUAAGUCUCACAAGUACUAUGUUGGCAUAUGGUAUAAAACUAGAGCAGAGUUAAGAGCGGUUUGGGUGGCAAAUAGAGACUGCCCAGUCUCUGACCCGUCCUCUAAAGCACUAGAAAUAUCUGAGGAUGGCAAUUUGUUGAUAACAGAAAAAGGAAUUCCUUUUUGCAAAUGCACAAACUCUGGCAUGCCUAAUUAUACUGUAGCAGUGCUUCUCGAUAAUGGGAAUUUUAUCUUAAGGGAUAAAUUAGAUAAUGUAUUGUGGCAGAGUUUUGAGGAGCAAACCAAUACGUUGCUUCCAGGGGCCAAGAUUGGGUACAAUACAUGGACAAGUUCAGAAAAUCCAGGUAGUGGCCAGUUCUCAGCUGAAUUAGAACAAAGUGGAGACGCACCCGUGCUUCAUAGAAGUAGAACCAAGAUGUCGAAAAAGGCUGCUUGGAUUCUUGGAGUUCUUGCAAUGCUCAUUCUUCUCCUUAGCAUUGUUUUGGCAAUUAUAUUGUGCACGCCUUCCGCUGAUGGUGCACUCGAGGAAUCAGAAUUUUCUUUGAUGUUGUUCAAGUAUCGGGAUUUACGAAAAGCAACAAACAACUUCUCCCAAAAACUUGGGGAGGGUGGUUUUGGAACUGUUUUCAAAGGGACUUUGCUGAAUUCAACAGCCAUAGCAGUGAAGAAUAUAAGAAGUGUAGAGCAAGGAGAGAAACAAUUUCGUGCAGAAGUGAGAACACUUGGAGCAAUCCAGCAUGUCAAUCUUCUUCGCCUACGUGGAUUCUGUGUAGAAGCUUCAAAAAGAUUUCUCGUCUAUGAUUAUAUGCCAAAAGGUUCUUUAGAAUCUCAUUUGUUUAAGGAGGUUUCUAAAAUUUUGGAUUGGAAUACAAGAUAUCAUAUUGCAAUUGGGAUUGCUAGAGGGUUGGCAUACCUUCAUGAGACUUGUAUAGACUGUAUCAUACAUUGUGACAUCAAGCCUGAGAACAUAUUGUUGGAUGCUGAGUAUGACCCGAAAGUGGCUGAUUUUGGGCUUGCAAAGGUAAUAGGUCGGAACUUCAGUCGGGUUUUAAUCACCAUGAGGGGAACUAGAGGUUAUUUGGCACCAGAAUGGAUCUCAGGUGAAGCUGUCACUUCAAAAGUUGAUGUUUUCAGUUAUGGGAAGCUGCUUUUUGAGAUAAUAUCUGGUAGGAGAAAUAUAAACAUGGUAGAUGAAGAGAUAUGUAACUACUUUCCAGCUCGUGUUGCAAUGGCAAUAAAUAAGGGAGAAGACCUUCUAACAUUGCUAGAUUUAAAGUUAGAGGGCAAUGCUAAUAUGGAAGAGCUAACUAGAGCUUGUAAAGUUGCUUGUUGGUGCAUUCAAGAUGAUCCAAGUGAUAGACCAACAAUGGGAAAUGUAGUUAAAAUUCUUGAAGGAUUGAUGCAAUUGGGCAUACCUCAAAUACCUCUUUAUUUCCGGCGCCUUUCAGAAAAUCCAAUGGAAGCCAGUGUUUGCCAUGAGAUUGAGACUUGUUCGAGUUCAUAUUAACAGCCACAAGUUUUUGUCUGAACUGUCUUCAUUAUCAUUAAGCAUAAUACUUGCCCACCUGUGACCUAGUGAUCUUGCUGUUCCUUUUAUGUAACACGAAUAAAAGAUUCCACUAUUGUUAGUACUUAGUAGCUAGGAGCCAAGUGCAUAAACAUAAAUGUAGUUUCAAAGUGCUAAAAGAGACUCGGUUAUUUUGAUUUAUCUGUUGUACCUAGUUAUUGUAUUUGUUUAG
Quercus lobata is the source of this 2068-nucleotide messenger RNA. Its product is annotated as G-type lectin S-receptor-like serine/threonine-protein kinase At2g19130. Gene Ontology annotation, biological process: protein phosphorylation. The transcript has a single exon. NCBI's taxonomy places the organism in Eukaryota, Viridiplantae, Streptophyta, Magnoliopsida, Fagales, Fagaceae. The record is from RefSeq and is a predicted model, not a curated record. Gene Ontology annotation, molecular function: protein kinase activity; ATP binding. Bases 76 to 1836 code for a protein of 586 amino acids.